Molecule: messenger RNA, 1004 nt
Organism: Achroia grisella
Lineage: Eukaryota; Metazoa; Arthropoda; Insecta; Lepidoptera; Pyralidae
Exons: 1
Coding region: 1-780 (259 amino acids)
Source: RefSeq, a predicted model, not a curated record
AUGGACGCAUUACAAAGUAAUUUUUUUUCAAUGAUGGAAGAACUAAAUGGAAAGAUGACUGCAUUUCAAAAUGAUUUACAAAAGGUAAACACCACACCAAGCACUGUAUCACCAUACACUGUGGCCACAUUAGCAGCGGACUUUGCGGUUUUCCAGUCGUUUGUCACCAGCACCUUCUGCAGCUUUCAGCAACAGUUGGAACUGAUAGGUCGUCAGAUGGAUCACUUUGAGAUGCGUAGCCGCAGGAAGAUUCUCUUGCUACAUGGUGUUCGUGAGUCUAGUGGAAACAAUACGUCACAGGAUGUGGUCAAGGUGAUUGGUGAGAAAUUGAAAAUCCCCGGAUUCUCUGAAGCCAAUAUUAGCCGAUGUCAUCGACUAGGCCGCUCUUUUGGUGCCAAGCCUCGUCCUAUAUUGGUGAAAUUCCCUGAUCUUACUCUGCGAAAUAGUGUUUGGUUUGCUAAGACUGCACUCAAAGAUUCAGGAAUUACCAUCUCUGAGUUCCUGACUAAAGGAAGACACGAAGCAUUCAUGACUGCUCGUCGUCAUUUUGGAGUAAAGAAGUGUUGGACGCGGGACGGUUGUGUGAUUGUAGCUGGAGACGACGGUACGAAGAACCGAGUUACCACCAUCACGGAUGUUAACAAGUUGAUAAACCUCUCUGCCUCUGAUCCGGUGGUACCGCAGCAUGGGAGUUCGCUGACAAUGGUGGCCGGGAGCUCAGCGGCGACGAAAGCUACGACGGCCGUCACGGCUCGCGUUAAACGAGUGGUCAGAAAGUGAAGUUGUCUUGUUUACCAUUGGUUUCGUAUGAUAGUUUUCUGUGAAUAUCUUAACUAUUGAUUUCACCUACGUUAGCAUAUAAUCUCUCAUAUUUAGUUCUGCUCGAUAAACACGUAGGUAGUUCCAUAGUAUUACAGAAAUAAUGACUGAAUCUGGGUAACGCAAUAAUAUAAUCGUUUGUUUUCCACCUUCAAAAUAAACUUUUGUUUCACCAAUACAAUCAA